ACGAGACGAGGCGACCUACCGUAGCGACUCCACAAGCGUCGCUGUGUGGCCGGAGUCUUUCGCCGGCCUACGGCUAGCCGCCCACUCCACCCCUCGUGGCCAAUCGAUCCACCCAUCAGCCGCGCACCGCCAUGCCACCGCGGCCUCACGUAGUACCACGGACGACGCCCCGUCAUCUGAUCGCGACGCCGAUCGCAUGACGGCACUGCGCUCGUCGCACGCACGCUCCUUCACGGGCAAGCCAAGCCAGCCCCAGAUCGACGCACCAAGACAAAUCGCCGUGUCGACCCCCCGUCCGAUCACCUUCGCCGCCAAGAAACCGACGGUGAGUCCGUCCGUCCACCAUAAGUAGGGCCGAGGUCUCGCCUCGAUCACCACCAGACAUUAAUUUGCUUCCAUCUCGUUUCGGUUCUGGGUUCUGGCCGGCACGGAGAGAAGAGAGAAGAGGAGAAGAGUUCGAGCUAGCCCGCCGGAGAUGCGAGGGGUGGACGGGGCGGCGGCGGCGGCGGGGGUGUGGGGCGGGCUCAACUCCGGGGUGGUGCUCAGCAUCAUCGCGGUGCUGUGGACGGUGGUGUGGCAGAACCUGCAGCACCUGCAGCUGCAGCACUUCGUCAAGCGCAACCUCGGCCGCCACGCGCGCCGCCUCGCCGCGCUCGUCGACCCCUACCUCUCCGUCACCAUCGCCGAGUACGACGGCGGGAGGAUGCGCCGCGCCGAGGCCUUCGAGGAGGUCAAGGCCUACCUCGCCGCGGCCACCUCGCGCAGCGCGCGCCACCUCCGCGCCGAGGGAGCCCCGGACGCCGACCGCCUCGUGCUCAGCAUGGUCGACGGCGAGGAGGUCCCCGACCAGCUGUUGCCCGAGGAGGGCGGCGGCGCGGUCUUCUGGUGGGCCUCCUCACGCCCGGCGCCGCCGCAGGACCGGCGCUGGGGCGGCGGCUGGGGAGGCGGGGACGAGGAGAACCGCCGCUUCUACCGCCUCUCCUUCCUCGACCGCCACCGCGAGCAGUUCGGCGACGGCGGCUACGCCCGCUCCGCCUGGACGCACGUGCCGUUCCAGCACCCCAAGACGUUCGCCACGCUCGCCAUGGACCCGGCCAGCAAGAAGGAGGUCAUCGACGACCUCGACGCCUUCAAGGCCGGCAAGGAGUGGUACGAGCGCGUCGGCAAGGCGUGGAAGCGCGGCUACCUGCUACACGGCCCUCCCGGGACGGGCAAGUCGGCCAUGAUCGCCGCCAUGGCGAACCACCUCGACUACGACGUGUACGACAUCGAGCUCACCUCCGUGCACUCCAACACGGACCUCCGCAAGCUCUUCAUCGGCACCACCAGCAAGUCCAUCAUCGUCAUCGAGGACAUCGACUGCUCCCUCGACCUCACCGGCGCGCGCGAAAAGAAGAAGGACGCCGCCCCCGAGGAGGUCGACAAGGCCAGCAAGGGCGACAAGAAGGGCGCGGCGGACGCGAGCAGCAAGGUGACGCUGUCGGGCCUGCUCAACUUCAUCGACGGGCUGUGGUCGGCGUGCGGCGGCGAGCGGGUGAUCGUGUUCACCACCAACCACCUGGAGAAGCUGGACCCGGCGCUCAUCCGGAGGGGCCGCAUGGACAAGCACAUCGAGAUGUCUUACUGCCGCGGGCCGGCGUUCGAGUUCCUCGCCAAGGCCUACCUGGGCGUGGACGAGCACGAGCUGUUCGGCGCCGUGGGCGCGCUGCUGCGGGAGGUGGACAUGACGCCGGCGGACGUGGCCGAGAACCUGACGCCCAAGAGCGCGGAGGACGACGCGGGGUCGUGCCUCAGGGGGCUGGUGGCGGCGCUGGAGAAGGCCAGGGACGACAAGGCCAGCGGCGGCGGCGGCGGCAAGGAGGAGAAGCGGCCGGAGGAAGAAGACGGGGGAGCGGUUGCCGCCGUUGACAAGGAGUGAUGGAUCGGGCGAGUGAGUCAGAGUAGCUCAGGAUGAGAAUAUCAUGAUGUCAGGCACAUUAUUGGAGAUGACGUUUAUUUCUACUAGCAAGUAAUGAUGCCGCUUAGAAUAAUCAGACCCAGAUUUGGAUGUUGGCGGGAAUGGAAAGGCUGGCGGCCACGUCUUCUAUACCUGCUCAUUUGGCAUUGUUAAGCUUCGAAAAUGCCAAAUGGAGGCCGAAUUUAAAAACUUCAAAAUCAAACUUUCCAGUUUCAAUUAUUAUUAUUUUGAAAAAA
This is a messenger RNA of Triticum dicoccoides, 2193 nucleotides long. Its product is annotated as AAA-ATPase At3g28510-like. Gene Ontology annotation, molecular function: ATP hydrolysis activity; ATP binding. The coding region runs from base 476 to 1918 and encodes 480 amino acids. NCBI's taxonomy places the organism in Eukaryota, Viridiplantae, Streptophyta, Magnoliopsida, Poales, Poaceae. The transcript is spliced from 2 exons. The record is from RefSeq and is a predicted model, not a curated record.